CGUUGUGGUGAGAGAGAGUGCGUAUUCAUUUCAAAGAAGAAGAAGAAGAAGGAGAAGAAGGAAUGGGAAUAUUCGAACCUUUUAGAGCCAUUGGAUGCAUAACAAGCGGUGUCCCUGUUUCAGUUCAGAGACUCGGGACCGAAACUUUCGUCACUGUCAGCGUUGGAAAGGCCUUUCAGAUUUUCAACUGUGCGAAGCUCAAUUUGGUUCUAGUUGGUCCUCAUCUGCCGAAGAAGAUUACUGCACUUGCAUCCUUCAAAGAAUUCACUUUUGUUGCAUAUGGGCACGACAUUGCAGUAUUCAAGCGUGCGCAUCAGGUUGCAACUUGGAGCAAGCAUAGUGAAAAAGUCAAGUUGCUACUGUUGUUUGGAGACCAUGUUAUCAGUGUUGAUAUUCGUGGCAACAUGUUCUUGUGGGCAUUUAAGGGAGUUAUGGAUCAGAACAACCCUUCCCCAUUUGGGCACAUUUUACUUGAUCAGAGUUUUAGCCCCAGCUGUAUAAUGCAUCCUGAUACUUACCUAAAUAAGGUUCUCGUUGGGAGCGAGCAAGGUCCUAUGCAGCUUUGGAACGUUAGCACAAAGAAAAAGAUAUUUGAGUUUAAGGGAUGGGAUUCACCGAUCACCUGUUGUGUUUCCUCCCCUGCUCUAGAUGUCGUUGCAGUUGGGUGUGCAGAUGGAAGCAUUCAUGUUCAUAACAUUCGUUAUGAUGAAGAAUUGGUUACAUUUACACAUUCUACACGAGGUUCUGUCACUGCCUUAUCUUUCUGCACUGAUGGGCAACCCCUUCUAGCUUCUGGAGGUUCAUCAGGUGUCAUAAGCGUAUGGAAUCUGGAAAAGAAAAGGCUCCAGUCAGUUGUAAGAGAAGCUCAUGAUAGCGUGAUCACAUCACUACAUUUCUUUGCAAAUGAGCCAGUGCUUAUGAGUUCUUCAGCAGAUAAUUCUAUUAAGAUGUGGAUUUUCGAUACGACCGAUGGUGACCCUCGUCUUUUGCGCUUUCGAAGCGGCCAUAGUGCUCCUCCCCUAUGCAUAAAGUUUUAUGCAAAUGGAAGACAUAUUCUCUCUGCUGGUCAGGAUCGUGCAUUUCGGCUUUUCUCUGUAGUUCAGGAUCAACAAAGUAGAGAGCUUUCUCAGCACAAUAUUUCUAGACGAGCCAAGAAACUUAAAGUAAAGGAAGAAGAAAUAAAGUUGAAGCCCGUGAUUGCAUUUGAUUGUGCUGAAAUUCGAGAACGUGAUUGGUGCAACGUGGUUACUUGUCAUAUGGAUACUGCUCAGGCAUAUGUGUGGAGACUUCAAAAUUUUGUUCUUGGUGAACAUAUAUUGAAUCCCUGCCCAGAAAAUCCGACACCUGUAAAGGCUUGCGCCAUCAGUGCAUGUGGCAAUUUCGCCAUCCUAGGGACAGCAGGUGGUUGGAUUGAAAGGUUUAACCUACAAUCUGGACUACCUCGGGGUGCUUACAUUGACAUGUCAGAAUCAAUAAGGUGUGCUCAUGACAGUGAAGUGGUUGGAGUCGCAUGUGACUCAACUAACACUCUCAUGAUAAGUGCAGGAUAUCAAGGAGAUAUAAAGGUUUGGGAUUUCAAAGAACGUGAACUUAAAUCCAGAUGGGAGAUCGGUUUUUCUGUUGUUAAGAUUGUUUAUCAUCAUUAUAAUGGUCUCCUGGCUACGGUAGCAAAUGAUUUAGCAAUCAGAUUGUUUGAUGUUGUGGCUCUUAGAUUAGUUCGUAAGUUUGAUGGUCACACUGAUCGCAUAACAGACUUGUGCUUCAGUGAGGAUGGGAAGUGGCUUUUGUCAUCUAGUAUGGAUGGAAGUCUUAGAAUUUGGGAUGUGAUCUUAGCAAGACAGAUAGAUGCAAUUCACGUUAAUGUGCCUAUUACAGCAUUAUCUCUUUCCCCAAACAUGGAUAUAUUAGCAACUGCUCACGUUGAUCAAAAUGGGGUAUACCUGUGGGUAAACCAAACAAUGUUCUCUAGUACUUCAACUGUUGAUUCAUAUGCAAGUGGGAAAGAGGUGGUGAGUGUCAAGUUGCCAUCGAUAUCUUCCAUAGAACAUUCUCAAGUUGAGGAGUUGGAUGAGAUGGUGGAUGCUUCUCAACCUAAAGAUGCCCCACAUGUUCCAACUCAAGUUAAUCAAAUACCUGAUUUGGUCACACUCUCACUGCUGCCAAAGAGCCAGUGGCAAAGCUUGAUUAAUUUAGACAUUAUAAAGAUGCGCAAUAAACCUAUUGAGCCUCCAAAGAAGCCCGAAAAAGCUCCAUUUUUCUUGCCUUCAGUUCCAUCCCUAUCUGGAGAAAUAUUGUUUGAGCCUGGUAAGUUAUCAGUUGAAGAGAGGGACGGAGCUGGCGAUGGUAAACAAAUGAAAAAGACAAGAUUAGAUUCGACGUCAUCCCGUUUUCUGCAUCUUCUUCAAUCCUCAAACUCGGCAGAUAACUAUGGCGCAUUCACUGAUUAUAUCAAAGGAUUAUCUCCAUCAACUCUGGAUAUGGAACUUCGAAUGCUUCAGAUAAUUGACGACAACGAUGAUGAACAAGGUGAGAAUAGACCGGAGUUAGUAUCGAUUGAACAGCUUAUGGAUUAUUUCAUCCAUGAGGUCUCCUGCAGAAAUAAUUUCGAGUUCCUACAAGCUGUCAUCAGGUUAUUUUUGAAGAUACAUGGUGAGACAAUUCGGCAGCAUUCACACUUACAAGAAAAGGCUCGGAAGCUUCUUGAUAUUCAGUGCAAUGUGUGGCAGAGGGUAGAUAAGAUGUUUCAAAGUGUAAGAUGUGUGGUUGGCUUUCUUAGUAAUUCCCAUAUUUAGUUAUGACAAAGCCCUCAAUUUCCAAACUUCAAUUAACGGCCAUGGAGUAAUAGACAAGAUGAAAGCGAAUCAUUGAACUGAGUAACGGGCAAGUUAAAAGUUAUUUGUUCUACACUACAUUUCUUGGAGUGAAGAAAUCAGGGCAGCAAAUUGGUCAAAUCUGGUGGAGGUGGUUUAUAACAAGGAAUUAUAGUUCUACUAGGCUCCACACAUGAGCACUGAGAAAAUUUUGAAACAAGAUUUUUUAUCAGUAAAUUUUUGCAACUUAUUGAUUCCAUGAGUGAUUUAUUCAAUAGAAAUUUUAUAGCUUUAAUGCUCAACUUUUUCUUCCCCCAUACCAUAUUUCUUUACAGCCAAAGAGUAAUACAGUUACUGGGAUGUAAAGAGCACACGGAAGCAGGAAUUAUUAAUUAAAACUCUAUACUUGUUUAUUUACAUGAUUA
This is a messenger RNA of Arachis duranensis, 3235 nucleotides long. Its product is annotated as U3 small nucleolar RNA-associated protein 21 homolog. The transcript has 18 exons. The coding region runs from base 63 to 2792 and encodes 909 amino acids. Gene Ontology annotation, biological process: rRNA processing. NCBI's taxonomy places the organism in Eukaryota, Viridiplantae, Streptophyta, Magnoliopsida, Fabales, Fabaceae. The record is from RefSeq and is a predicted model, not a curated record. Gene Ontology annotation, cellular component: Pwp2p-containing subcomplex of 90S preribosome; small-subunit processome. Gene Ontology annotation, molecular function: protein binding.